This is a messenger RNA of Sphaeroforma arctica JP610, 410 nucleotides long. NCBI's taxonomy places the organism in Eukaryota, Ichthyosporea, Ichthyophonida. The record is from the annotation of a RefSeq genome assembly.
AUGGCCCAACGAGCCGACGACCCACACCUGCCACUAGGCAGUCGCAUCCGAUUAAUGGCUGAGAGUUUAAACAUACGCCGCAAAGUGGUGCAGGACGAACGGAGAAAGCGCAGCCUAGACCCCGACAAAGGGGCGGUAUCCAAGUCACUCAACUGCGCCAGGCGGAUUAUCAGUAUAGGAAUGAGCAUGGCGGAGAAGCCAUAUAGCGGGUGGGCUGGCGUGGAGGUGCUGCAGAGUGCAGUGAGCUAUAUUGUACAGUACAACCAGAUCAUUGAGGCCGAACCGAAGAGUGAGUUUAACAUGGAGGUCAUGAUCUUCUCUCAGCGUAUCACAGCGCUGCUCAAGGUGAAGAUAGGCGACCACCUCAAUAUGGCCCGUGAGUUCGAGCCACGGGCAGAACCCAAUGCUAG